CACCCUUUUGGCCCAAUAGCAGCUUUCAAUAUUUUUUUUAUAUAUAAACUACGCUCACCUCACUCUUCUGCCUAUAGGAAUGGGGUUUCCAAAUAAUUGUAAUGGCGGCUGGAGCCAAAUCGUUGCAAUACAUUAUUUUACGAAUACAAUAAUUUAGCACUGAAGUCGACGUUUAUGGGCGGGAAAACUGUGCGUUAAAAAUCUUUUCCUUUUAGAUUAAGGUAGAUUUCUGCCUCACCCAGUCACGUACCCCGCCCCAGCCCCGCGCCCCAUCCGCUUUGCGGCCUGGUAGUUCUUCUCACUUCUCAGCUUCUCGGAGUUUUGGCUGCCAUCUGCAGUUCAGCUCAUCGGCUCAACAACCCCAGCGGCCUAGUAGAAGGUUGAAAGCCAGAAUUCAGAAGCAGAUCGGAGAAGCCCAAACCUGUUUUGCUUCGUUCCAAUUUCAAACGACCAGUGCCGCUAGGUCUUCUCACAAAGUCACAAAUCACGCAGCAAGUCAGUCCCGCACUCCCGCUCCCGGCUUGAGACUUCCAGUACUUCACCGCAGCACUGUCUCGACACAAUCUGCAACCACCGCUCCUCUGCCGCUGCCGCUGCCGCUCUGCUACGGCGCUAGGCGCAUGCGGACUCGCCACUCACGCCUCAGCCAAGACAGCCAACUGAGCUAAGCACUCGGUUUUCAUUUGCCAAUCCUGUAACCCUAAAAGCUGCCUUGAAAACCUAUUUGGAAGAACGAUUUAGAAACAUACAAUAAAACUUCUAAUGGAAAGCAGCAAUGGAAGUACAACUGGAGGCAGAGAGUGGAUGGCUGAGGAUGCCAUUGCUGGAAAUGCAGAGGCGGUCCGUGCUCUUCGGGAACUCAUUAUGUAUCCACUCCUGUAUUCUCAAGAGUCUCAAAAGCUUGGCCUCAAAUGGCCUCGUGGCUUGUUGCUCUAUGGUCCACCUGGUACUGGAAAGACAAGUUUGGUUAGAGCAGUUGUUCAAGAAUGUGGAGCACAUUUGACUGUUAUUAGCCCACACAGUGUCCAUAGAGCACAUACUGGAGAAAGCGAGAGAGUUUUGCGGGAAGCAUUUGCAAAAGCAUCGUCUCAUGCAAACCUUGGGAAGCCAUCUGUUAUCUUCAUAGACGAAAUUGAUGUACUAUGCCCUCGUCGUGAUUCUAGAAGAGAACAAGAUGUACGUGUAGCUUCUCAGCUCUUUAUGUUGAUGGACUCUAAUAAGUCCGUUUCAACAUCUGGAUUACAUGUUGUUGUAGUGGCAUCAACUAAUAGGAUGCACGGAAACGUCAAACUCCCUCAAGUUUCCGUCCCAGAAACGUUUUGGAAACGAGAAACGCCAGGAAACGCCGGGAAACGGCAGGGAAACGCGGAGAAACGUUUCUGAUGACUUGGGCUUUUGGGCCGGCUUGGGGAAACGUAUCGGAAACGGGAAUUCAAUUGGGCCACGGCGUUUCUGGUUAUUUUUCUCAAAAACAAGUCUGCGACUCUAGCAUCACUCGACGGCAAUUAAGGGCUUGAAUACUGAAGCAACGCUGGUGACGACGGGAAACCUAAUGCUGAACUGCUGAAGUUGGUGACCGGUGAAAGCCAUCUGCUGGCCUGCUGCUGUCUGCUGCUCUACUUCGCUGGACGCGUGGGUUAAAGUGGGUCUGGGUAGUGCCGUAUUAGCCUAUUUGGGGAAGUUUCAGAAUUUUAGAUUCUUUAAUUUGUGGGUUGACACACUCGACCCGGCUCUAAGAAGAUCUGGGCGUUUUGAUGCUGAGAUUGAAGUCACAACCCCUAAUGAAGAUGAACGCUUUCAUAUCCUCAAUCUUUACACUAAGAAGCUUCCAUUGGACCCCAGUGUUGACCUGCAGUCAAUCGCUGCCUCUUGUAAUGGCUAUGUUGGGGCAGAUUUAGAAGCUUUAUGCCGCGAAGCUACUAUGUCUGCUGUCAGACGAUCUUCAGAAUUAGAUCAAGUAGAUUGCUCUUGGAACAUAACAGUGGAUGACUGGAGGCAUGCCAAAUCUAUUGUUGGUCCUAGUAUAACAAGAGGUGUAGUUGUGGAAAUUCCAAAGGUUUCUUGGGAGGAUAUUGGAGGACUACAAGGCAUAAAGAAAAAGCUACAGCAAGCUGUAGAGUGGCCGUUAAGGCAUUCUGAAGCAUUUGCGCGGUUGGGAGUAUCACCUCUUCAUGGCAUCCUUCUUCAUGGACCUCCAGGGUGCUCUAAAACCACCCUUGCAAAAGCUGCUGCUCAUGCUGCACAGGCUUCCUUUUUUUCGUUGAGAAUUGUAUUCGAUGUAUGUCGGUGAAGGUGAAGCUUUGUUGCGCAAUACAUUUCGAAGAGCUCGACUUGCAGCACCAAGCAUUAUUUUCUUUGAUGAAGCUGAUGUCAUUGCUGCCAAACGUGGUGGAAGUUCUAGCGGAAGCAGCCUUGUUGGGGAGAGACUUCUGUCUACUCUUUUGACUGAAAUGGAUGGCCUGGAGCAAAUGAAGGGGAUUCUUGUUUUAGCUGCAACCAAUCGCCCUCAGGCAAUUGAUGCUGCACUUAUGCGACCUGGGCGCUUCGAUCUGGUUCUCUAUGUGCCGCCACCAGAUUUGGAAGCUCGAUGUGAGAUCCUUCGUGUGCAUACACGUAGCAUGAAGUUAGAUGCCGAUGUUGACAUUAGGCAAGUAGCUGAGAAUAUGGAUCUCUACACAGGGGCAGAGUUGGAAGGGCUGUGCAGAGAAGCCGGAAUUGUUGCUUUAAGAGAAGAUAUUUCAGCCACUGUUGUGUGUGAUCGACACUUCCAAACCGUCAGGCAGUCACUAAAGCCAGCGCUCACCCAGGGAGAAAUUGAAUCAUAUUCCUCCUUUAUGAAGAAGGAGAAGGAGAAGAACCCAUCUCUCUGUUCUUCUAGUACACUUGAAUCCUCCAGCUACAAUCAGAGCAGCAAGACAAGUCGGCAUCUUUUGAUGAGUCCUGCUCUUAGAAUCUGUAUUUUUAGUGUAGUUUUGUAUGCUGCUGCAAUUUAUGCGUUCACACCGGCCGUUCUAUUGUCUAAAGAACUAAGUACUUAGAAUUUCAUUGUGUUUGUGUUGCUUAGUUCUGAACAAAUAUUAUGUACGGUACUAUAUUAUAUCUAAAAAAGGUAAAUCAUUCGUUUCA
This is a messenger RNA of Cuscuta epithymum, 3126 nucleotides long. The record is from the annotation of a GenBank genome assembly. Lineage: Eukaryota; Viridiplantae; Streptophyta; Magnoliopsida; Solanales; Convolvulaceae.